AUGCCAUUCAUGGAUCCUAACGACAUCAACAUUCUCGCUCACUUCCUCGCCUUCAACCAAAUCCCCUCACCUUCCCCUCCACCACCAGCAGAUGUCCUCGUCCUCUGCGUCUCCGCCAUCCUCCCCAUAGCAGAGAAAGUAUUCACACAUCUUGAGAACAACCCAACAGCAAUCAAAACCCUUGUUCUCUGCGGCGGAAUCGGCCAUUCCACCCCUCAUCUCUACGAAGCGAUCGCCAACGAUCCACGCUACGCGCAUCUCCUCCCGGAGAUUGACGGACUGCCAGAAGCACAGGUGCUCCAUCGCAUUUUUACGCGGUGUUUUGAUGCACCGCGGAUCCAGAAAUCAUGUCAUGUCUUGAUAGAAGACCGAUCCACGAACUGCGGCGCUAAUGCAGUUGAAACGAAGAGGGUUCUUGAGGAGAAUGGCAUUCAUCCCCAAAGUAUGCUGAUUGUGCAGGAUCCGACCAUGUCUCGGCGGACGGUGGCAUCCUUUGAGAAGGCAUUUUCUGGCGCGGGGUCCCUGCGGUUGACCAGCUGGCCGACUUUUGUUCCCAAGGUUAGGCUUGAAGGGGGGAAGCUGGUGUAUGAUGAGUCGAUUGGGAUUGACGUCUCGCGGUUGUGGAGGUUACCGCGGUUUCUGGGGUUGCUGAUGGGGGAGGUUCCACGUCUUAGAGAUGACAAAGAGGGGUAUGGCCCCCGAGGGAAAGGGUUUAUUGUGCAUGUUGAUAUUCCGGAUGAAGUAGAGGAAGCGUGGAGGAGGAUUAAGGAUGUGGAGAUGGAGUUGGAGAGACGGUAG
This is a messenger RNA of Aspergillus pseudoviridinutans, 798 nucleotides long. Its product is annotated as YdcF family protein. The transcript has a single exon. The coding region runs from base 1 to 798 and encodes 265 amino acids. The record is from RefSeq and is a predicted model, not a curated record. NCBI's taxonomy places the organism in Eukaryota, Fungi, Ascomycota, Eurotiomycetes, Eurotiales, Aspergillaceae. Gene Ontology annotation, cellular component: plasma membrane.